AUACACCAGAGUCGUUACACUCAUUCUCACGAGCUUUUUCAUUUUGGUCCCGUUUGCAAAAAUAUAGCAGAGGCUCUAACUAGGGUUUCGGCUUUCCCAAAAUCAAGUAAUCGCAGCUUUAGAAGGAUCAGAGACAGAUCAGAAAUGGCAAACGUGGAGGGCGAUAAGACGCUCAGAAAAAUUGCUGAUGCCUUCAAGGAACUUGCUGCCAUGGUAAACUCGGAAACGGCUGAUGUUGAAGUGGCCCCCUUUUCACGUGCAUGUUCUUUCGUUUCUCCUCUCUUCGGUUGUUUAGGCAUUGCCUUCAAGUUUGCGGAAAUGGAUUAUGUUGCAAAGGUUGGCGACCUUGCAGAGGCAUCAAAGUUGAUCACGACACUAAAUGCAAUGCUUGAUAGGGAUAUAGAAGGGAAUUGUGUUAGGAAAGCUGGGAGCCAUACAAGAAACCUUUUGAGAGUGAAGCGCGGUCUUGACAUGGUCAGGGUACUAUUUGAACAAAUUCUAGCUACAGAGGGUGAUUCCUUGAAAGAUCCAGCUUCCAAGGCGUAUGCUCAGGUCUUUGCACCGCACCAUGGCUGGGCGAUCAGGAAAGCCGUAGCUGCCGGGAUGUAUGCCCUCCCUACAAAGGUACAGCUAAUGAAGAAACUAAAUGAAGAUGAGGCAUCGGCGAUAAUUCAAAUGCAAAACUUUGUCGCAGCUUCCGGUCCGGUUAUUUUGUACAUUGACAGACUCUUCCUUUCUAGAGAAUUGGGUAUAGAUUGGUAAAAGACAGAACAACAGUAUUAACAGGUACCUGUCUAUUGUGGUAAUAAUGCAAAACUAUGUUGCAGCAUCUGGUCCUGUUUAUUGUGAUAAUAAUGCAAAACUAUGUUGCUGCAUCCUAUUGUCUUCUACAUUGAUAAAGUCUUCCUUUCAAAAGAAUUGGGAAUAAAAGAUAG
Molecule: messenger RNA, 935 nt
Organism: Hibiscus syriacus
Lineage: Eukaryota; Viridiplantae; Streptophyta; Magnoliopsida; Malvales; Malvaceae
Product: accelerated cell death 11-like
Exons: 3
Coding region: 145-762 (205 amino acids)
Biological process (GO): intermembrane lipid transfer; ceramide transport
Cellular component (GO): cytoplasm; membrane; cytosol
Molecular function (GO): ceramide 1-phosphate transfer activity; ceramide 1-phosphate binding
Source: RefSeq, a predicted model, not a curated record